Molecule: messenger RNA, 2192 nt
Organism: Guillardia theta CCMP2712
Lineage: Eukaryota; Cryptophyceae; Pyrenomonadales; Geminigeraceae
Exons: 11
Coding region: 116-2017 (633 amino acids)
Source: RefSeq, a predicted model, not a curated record
AGGUUAGCGAAUAUCAUCUUCCAAGCCUCAUCGCCACGAUGUUUGUUGGGCUUUAGGAGAGUAGACUCGUUCGCCACAACUUUUCCUUUCGUCUAGGGCUGUUGGUGAAUCUCGGAUGCAACACCGACUUCUCUCGUCAAGGUGUUGUAAUCUCUUAUCUGCUCUCAUCUUCGGGCAUCUUUCUCGAAGCGCUUGUUUCUCCAGCAGCAGGUUGCUUCUCAGAACCGCGGGCACACCCAGAAACGCACUUGACCUCAGGUGCAGCGCGAGGAACUUCGCGACUUUGCCCGGCAUGGAGACUCUCGCAAAGUUGGGGGAGUGUGCGAGCCACUCGUGGUUGGAGCAGUUAGAAGCAGAUCCAGAGACAGAGCUCCAUGCUCCCAACAGGAAAUCUCGAGAGGUCAAGUCAGGGCAUUACGUUAGGGUCCUGCCGACGCCUCUGCCGGAUCCCAAGCUGAUCAUCCACUCAGAGGACAUGAGCAAGCACUUGGGGCUGAGCGAGGAGGUUGUGCAGUCGGAUCAGUUCGUCAGGUUCUUCAGCGGAGAGCAGUCGCUGGUCCCGGAGCUCGAGUCGUGGUGUACCCCGUACGCUCUUUCCAUCAUGGGGAAUCGGUAUACCCACAACUGCCCCUUUGGCACGGGCAACGGAUACGGAGACGGGCGAGCGAUCAGUAUCGGGGAGGUGGUGGUGAACGGAGAGCGCUGGGAGCUGCAGAUGAAGGGGUCGGGGACUACUCCUUUCUGUCGGGGAGGCGACGGCCGGGCAGUGCUCCGGUCGUCCAUCAGGGAGUUCCUUGCUUCAGAGGCCAUGUUCCAUCUGCGCGUCCCCACUACCCGCGCCCUCUGCCUCAUCAAGAGCGAGACUGAGAAAGCUCGCCGUCCCUGGUACAGCGGAGAGGAUCGGAUGCCGUCAGAAGAUCAUCCGAGGCUAGCGAGCCUACCAGCCCACGAGAGGAAGAUGUACAUGCGGGAGAUCGCGUUGAAGCUAGCUGAGCCGGACGUGAUGAUCCGCGAGUCCUGCGCCAUCACAACCCGCGUAUCCCCCAGCUUCUUGAGGGUCGGGCAUCUCGACCUCUUCGCCAGGAGGGCGGAGGUCGCUCCGACCCCUGACGGGCUGCGUCAGCUUGAGCAGCUCAUCUCGCAUGCCUUGUUCAGAGAGUAUCCUGACGUCUCGCCCGACGCUCCUCUCCCCGCCCGAGCCAAGGAGAUGUUGCGAGCAGCUGCUGACAGGUUCGGACGGCUGGUGGCCGACUGGCUUCGUGUUGGUUUCUGUCAGGGCAACUUCAAUGCGGACAACUGCCUGGUGGGCGGGAGGACGAUGGACUACGGGCCCUUCGGCUUUAUCGACUGCUAUGACCCUCUCUUUGCCAAGUGGGUUGGCAGCGGAGAUCACUAUGCCUUCAUGAACCAGCCCAACGCGAUCCUCGCCAACUUGCAGUUCGCUGUGUCGCUCUCGCCCGUCCUGAGCGGAGGGCUGGACGACGUGCGUGAGGUGUUGACAUACGCGAAGCGCUCUGUUCUUUCAUCUGUCCAAGACGUGUGGAGGAGGAAGUUUGGACUGAGGCAGCAGAACGAUGAACUCGCUCAGGAUCUGUUCAACACCUAUGAGGACUUGCUCCGCCGCUCGUGCGGCGACUGGACCAUCAUCUGGAGACAGCUUGCAGAGGUGGUGCUGGUCGAGGACGGGGCAGAGGACGAAAAGCUCCUGGCGCCCCUGCUGGCUGGUUUCUACGAGCCGCUGACGGACGAGCUGAAGGAGAGCUGGAUCAAGUUCCUCAAGCGCUGGAGGAACGAGCUAGCCAACGAGGGAACCACCGCGCAGCAGGCAGCAGAACAGAUAAGAAGCGAGAGCCCCAUGUUCAUCCCACGUGAGUGGAUGUUGGUUGAGGCGUACAAGCAAGCUGAAAAAGAAGACUUCUCUCUUGUGCAAGAGGCAGUUUCCAGCUACAGCACGUGCUCCAUGUGCUGGGGCGCAGCUGGAGACUGCCGAGAAGAUGUAGGGAGAGAGGAGCUCUAGAUGCUCUCGUGACGUUUCUCCCUGAAACGCAAAGCGCGGGGAAGAGCCGAUUGAGCAUGGACCAGGAGCUUCUGGGCUCGGAGAAAGGGAGGAGGAGGAGGAGGAGAACGAGGGAGACUAGAACUGAGUUCUUCAUUCCUCUACAUCUCAGCGAGUAAACCUCUGAGUCUUUGUC